UAACUUGGUUUUACUGUAUUUUCCUUUUGCUUUUAUUUGAACAGUUAGCCGUAUUUUAAUCGUUAAUAUCGAUUUACAAAUAAGUUGGCUUUAGUACGAAAUCAUGUUUUGUUAUUUUUGUGGUUUAAGAGGAGAGAUGAUGUGAUGGCCAGUCAGUUUGAAGAGAGAUCAAGUUUACAAGAAAAUAGCAUGGUGGAUUCUCCACAGAAUUGUGUGAAGUUAGAGUUGUCAGCAAGUGAAUCAAAGCCUUUUUCAAGUUUUGGUAGCGGAGAAGAAGACGGUGAAGAAUCAUUUGACGACUCUGAUGCCAGGAGAAAGCUGGAAGAAUACCAAGGAAGUACAGCGGCUGCUGCAUCCGCUAACAGAGACGGUGAAAACAGCAGAGACGGGCUCAGUGACAGUGACGAUAGCGGUGCACCACAGCAUGAGCAGCAGCAGCAGGCUGUGGAAGCAGCGGCUGAAGCUGCUGUUGCUGCCGCUGCUCCAGGAAUGUCUGCUUAUUUACAGAAUGGACAGAUUACUAACGGUCAAGAUGAUGGUGAAGUCUCCAUAGAUGACCUUCCGACCAAACUUACGGGAUUGACAGAGGCAGAUUUACAGGCUCGAAUUGCGGAAGAACAAAGCCGCAAUCAGGCUUCCUCUGGUGUCAUUGCACACCUAGACGGAUUAGCAGAACUUGCUGGUGAUCCCGAGGCCUUGCACGAGCCAGAAUCAUCCGAGAGGCCGCUGAAUGGGUUACAUGGUGAUGUGGACAAAUGAGCUUCUAUCCAAUAUUUAAGACUAGGAAUCCGAUCGUGAAUUUUCGGCUAAGAACGUUUUUUCUGCCUCAUUUAAGUCUUGUCGAGGUUUUCCUGAGGAUUUUUCUGACCAUAACGUUAAAAA
This is a messenger RNA of Stylophora pistillata, 882 nucleotides long. RefSeq lists its product as uncharacterized. Gene Ontology annotation, biological process: non-motile cilium assembly; protein localization to centrosome; microtubule anchoring at centrosome. The record is from RefSeq and is a predicted model, not a curated record. Lineage: Eukaryota; Metazoa; Cnidaria; Anthozoa; Scleractinia; Pocilloporidae. Gene Ontology annotation, cellular component: centrosome; centriolar satellite; ciliary basal body.